AUGGGGGACGCUUUCUGUUCAGAUUGUAAGAGACACACAGAGGUAGUAUUCGACCAUUCAGCUGGAGACACAGUUUGUUCAGAGUGUGGUCUUGUCUUAGAAUCUCACUCGAUCGAUGAAACAUCAGAGUGGAGAACCUUUGCGAAUGAAUCAGGAGAUAAUGAUCCAGUUCGUGUUGGUGGACCUACUAAUCCUUUAUUAACAGAUGGUGGUCUUUCUACUGUUAUUGCUAAACCUAAUGGCGCUUCUGGAGAGUUCUUGUCGAGUUCUCUUGGUCGGUGGCAGAAUCGUGGGUCCAAUCCUGAUCGUGGGUUGAUUUUGGCUUUUAAAACUAUCGCUACUAUGUCUGAUAGGUUGGGCCUUGUUGCAACAAUUAAGGAUCGGGCUAAUGAGAUCUAUAAGAAAGUGGAAGAUCAAAAGUCCAGUAGAGGAAGGAAUCAGGACGCUCUAUUGGCUGCUUGCCUCUACAUUGCCUGUCGACAAGAAGACAAGCCUCGAACUGUAAAGGAAAUUUGCUCCGUCGCCAAUGGAGCCACAAAGAAGGAAAUUGGUCGAGCAAAAGAAUACAUAGUGAAACAACUGGGGUUGGAGACCGGUCAGUCUGUGGAGAUGGGAACUAUACAUGCUGGGGAUUUUAUGAGGCGUUUCUGUUCCAAUCUUGGAAUGUCUAAUCACGCAGUUAAAGCUGCCACAGAAGCUGUUAGAACAUCAGAACAGUUUGAUAUAAGGAGGAGCCCUAUAUCAAUUGCAGCAGCAGUCAUCUAUAUAAUAACUCAGCUUUCAGAUGACAAGAAGCCUCUCCGAGGUUCGAUGAUUUUUCUACACGCAUCUGAUAGUAGUGGCUUGGAUGCAGAUAUUUCACUAGCAACUGGAGUUGCUGAAGGAACAAUCAGAAAUUCCUAUAAGGAUCUUUAUCCCCACGUAUCAAAGAUAAUACCAUCAUGGUAUGCCAGCGAGGAAGAUCUGAAGAGCCUUUGCACUCCUUGA
This is a messenger RNA of Dovyalis caffra, 987 nucleotides long. NCBI's taxonomy places the organism in Eukaryota, Viridiplantae, Streptophyta, Magnoliopsida, Malpighiales, Salicaceae. The record is from the annotation of a GenBank genome assembly.